AUGGAAGACAACAACACAGAACAGGAUAAGCGAUUGACGCUGAAAAUCGCAUCGAUUCUCGACGAGGCUCGAACUUCAUACGCAACGCACAACCGAAAGCUCAAGGAACUAUCACUCCUCCGAUCCAAAUCCCCUUCCCUGUUGCAGUUCUUCUCCGCCUUCUCCAAAGCCCUAACUCCUCUCUUUGACUUCCAGAGGCGCCUCGCCUCCGCUGACCGCGUCGUCUCCUUCGUCUCCGCCUUCGCCGCCGCUCGAGACACUGCCGAUGCCUCCAUUUCCGAUGAGUUUCUCGAGCACUUCCUCAGGUUCCUCCUGGUUGCCGCCGUGGCAUCCAACAAGACCGCCAGGUUCCGAGCCUGCCAGAUCGUUUCCGAGAUAAUAUUGCGGUUACCAGACGAUGCAGAAGUGAGCAAUGACCUAUGGGAUGAGGUGAUAGAAUGUAUGAAGGUGAGGGUAGGAGACAAGAUACCUGCGGUGCGUACUUUCGCGGUUAGGGCGCUUUCACGCUUUGUGAAUGACUCUGUGAAUAGUGACAUCCUUGAUUUGUUUCUUGAGAUGCUUCCCUUGGAGCAGAAUGCGGACGUUCGUAAAAUGAUCGUGUUAUCUUUGCCACCUUCUAGUGCAACCUCUCAAGUUAUUAUUGAUUGUACGUUGGAUGUGAGUGAAUCUGUACGCAAAGCAGCAUACUGUGUUCUAGCUAAUAAAUUUCCUCUUCAAAGCUUAAGCAUUAAGCUCAGGACAGUUAUUAUUCGGAGAGGACUUGCUGACCGAUCUGUUGCAGUCUCAAAGGAGAGUUUUAAACUAUUGAAAGAUGAAUGGCUUAUAAAGUGCUGUAAUGGCGAUCCUUUACAACUUUUAAAGUAUCUAGAUGUUGAAACUUACGAAUCAGUGAGCGAGUCUGUCAUGGGGACACUUCUCAAAGCUGGUUUAGUAAAACUACAAAAUGGUGGAAGUAUCCAGCAGUACAUAUCAUCAAGCACUGAUACAGGAGAAGGGGACUCAGUGCAUUGCCCACCAAGCAUUCAGCUGAUGGAAGCAGAGGCUGCUCUUUAUUGGAGAGCUGUAUGCAAACAUUUGCAGUCAGAAGCACAUGCCAAAGGUUCUGAUGCUGCGGCCACAACGGGCACUGAAGCAGAAGUAUAUGCAGCAGAAGCAUCAGAUAAAAAUGACCUUCUAGAAAAAAUUCUUCCUGCUACAGUUGAUGAAUAUAUAGAGUUGGUCAGAGCUCAUAUCAAUGCUGGAUCAAACCAUCGCUUUGCAUGCCGGCAGCUGCUUUUGCUUGGAGUCAUGUUUGAUUUUUCUGACGCUACAAAUAGAAGGGCUGCUAGUGCAUUUCUGCACGAGCUGAUUUGCAGGCCUCCCGAGCAUGAGGUUGAUAAUGUAGGGAAUGUGCUUGUCAUUGGAGAUGGAUUGAGUUUUGGUGGAGACAAUGAUUGGGCUGAAGCCGUAGCCCGGUUGGGAAGGAAAGUCCAUGCUGCUCCAGGUGAAUUUGAAGAAGUUAUUCUUGCAAUUAUUGAAGAGCUAGCUCAACCUUGCAGGGAGAGAACAGCAGAUUAUGUGCAGUGGAUACACAGCCUUUCUCUUACUGGCCUUUUGCUGAAAAAUGCAAAGUCAUUGCACUUUCUUCAGGGCAAGGCUAUUGAACCAGAUGAACUACUCCAAUCUUUAUUACUUCCUGGGGCGAAACAAUCUCACUUGGAUGUGCAAAGGAUUGCCCUCAGAUGUCUUGGCCUUUUUGGGCUUUUGGAGAGAAAACCAAGUGCAGAACUUUUGAAACAGCUGAGGAUGUCAUAUAUUAAAGGGCCACAUUCAAUUAGUAUAGAGGCAUGUAAAGCAUUAAUUGAUCUUUGUAUGUGGCAUGGCCCUCAAGAAGUUGACAGGGUGUUAAAGCACAAUAUUCCAUGCCAAAUGAACUGUGACAAGAAGAGUUUUAGUCCUGUGGACUUCUCUGAUUCAGAAGGGAAUUCAGAUGUUGAAAUGCUUGAUAUCUUAUAUGGUGGCUUUCAAAACAGUUACUGGGCUAGUCCUUUAACUAACACUGAAGAUGAGUGCAUUUAUGCUGUACUUGGAGAGGGGUUUGCAAAAAUUCUUCUCCUAAGCGACAAGUAUCCAAGCAUACCGGCUUGUUUGCAUCCUGUGCUUUUAUCUAAGCUCAUUUACUUGUAUUUCAGCGACGUGUCGGAACACCUGCACAGGUUGAAGCAAUGCUUAUCUGUUUUCUUUGAGCACUACCCAUGUCUCUCAGCCAAUCAUAAGAGAUGCAUAUUGAAGGCUUUCAUUCCCGUAAUGCGUUCAAUGUGGCCUGGAAUUUUUGGCAAUGCUGGGGGUUCUUCGUUUGUGGUGUCUCAGAUGCGUAAGCGUGCUGUUCAAGCUUCACGUUUUAUGCUGCAGAUGGUGCAGGUUCCUUUGUACAUUAAAGAGACUCAACCAGAGUGUGAAAACCCUAGUACAGAACAGCCACAAGUCAUAGAUAGUUGUGAAGAAGUUCCAUUUGAGUAUGGUGAGGAGGGGCUUGCAUUACGCAUAGCCAUAGAGGUGGCAAGUUUUCAUUCGAAGAAAACAGCUGCUGAGAAGUCAUAUGUGUCGGCAUUAUGUAGAGUACUUGUCUUGCUUCGUUUUCGGUUAUCAGAACAAGGGCCAGUAAAAUUUAUGAGGAGGCUUUUAUGUCACAUAGUUGAAUGUGUAUCUUCGGACAAGGAUCUUGUUAAAGAAUUGAAACGCAUGGCUGAACUUCUUACGACAGUAGAUAGGCAACCAGAUCAGGAGUUGUCGCAAGAUGAACUUAAUCUCAUUUUGGGGAAGUUGGAACUUGAGUUCAACCUGGACUUGGUUGGUUCUGUUGCAAUGCCACAAACACCAGCUGCACACCCAACCAGAUCUACACGUUCUAGGAGAAAGGUAAGGGUUGCGGAAGAUAGUUCCGAUGAAGGUUCACCUGCUUCUGUAGUUCCAACCACCCAUCAUACCGUAAAUAGUCGCUCACAGAGAGCAAGCAAAACUGCAGCAAUGAGCAAGAUUUCUGCCUGUAGAUCACUGAAAAUUGAUGAAAUUGAAGAGCUAGACGAAGAAGACUCUGAUGUACCAUCUGAAGAUUCUGAUGUGACAUCUGAAGAUUCUGAUGAGAACUUAAAUAUGUAG
Gastrolobium bilobum is the source of this 3138-nucleotide messenger RNA. RefSeq lists its product as uncharacterized. NCBI's taxonomy places the organism in Eukaryota, Viridiplantae, Streptophyta, Magnoliopsida, Fabales, Fabaceae. The record is from RefSeq and is a predicted model, not a curated record. Gene Ontology annotation, cellular component: condensin complex; condensed chromosome. Gene Ontology annotation, biological process: mitotic chromosome condensation. Bases 1 to 3138 code for a protein of 1045 amino acids. The transcript has 12 exons.